AUGCUCGUCAAGGAUGACGAAUUCACUCUUGACCAGGCCAUCGACAUGUAUCGAACGUAUGAGGCCAACAAACAGCACAUGGCCAACUUCAAGGAUGAUGAUGCUGACAAGGCCGGCACAUGUGAGAAGCUGGACCUCGUCCGCCUAAACCAGCAGGUGCACAUGGUGAAAUCAAAGGUCAGAGAUGAAGUGCAUGCUCAUGAAAUCAUCACAGACACUCAGCAGCUCAUCAAGGAGUACCCGGACCAGUUCCGAGGACUGGGCAAGUUUCCAGGAACAGCCUCAAUCGAAGUUGACCCAACAAUCAAGCCUGUGGUGCAUCCUCCAAGGAAGUGCCCUAUCCACCUGCGAGAUGACUUAAAAAAGGAGCUAGAUACCAUGGAGAAGAUGGGCGUCAUCAAACCCAUGCAAGAGCCCACUGACUGGGUAUCCAGCCUGGUCAUCACGAAGAAACCAGACGGGAAGCUGCGGGUCUGCCUUGACCCAAAGGACCUAAACAGGGCCAUAAAGAGGCCACAUCACAGGAACAUCACAACUGAAGAAAUCACCCAUCAGCUGGCUGGGGCAACAACCUUCUCGAAGUUGGACGCCCGUGCAGGCUACUGGGCCAUCCAGCUGGAUGAGGAGUCAAGCAAGCUGACUACCUUCAACUCACCAUUCGGCAGAUACAGGUUCUGCAGGCUGCCGUUUGGCAUCAGGCUCUCACAAGAUCUCUUCCAGAGGAAAAUGGAUGAAAUCCUCACAGAAUUGGAAGGAGUCAUCAACAUCGCAGAUGACAUCUGUGUGUAUGGCAAGGACGCAACCGAGCACACGGAACGGCUCCGCGCCCUCAUGAAGCGUGCGCAAGAAAAAGGUCUAGUCUUCAAUCCGGACAAGUGCGCCAUCGGCCUGAGUCAAGUUUCUCAGAUCUGA
Messenger RNA from Amphibalanus amphitrite, 912 nucleotides. RefSeq lists its product as uncharacterized. The transcript is spliced from 3 exons. Lineage: Eukaryota; Metazoa; Arthropoda; Thecostraca; Balanomorpha; Balanidae. The record is from RefSeq and is a predicted model, not a curated record. The coding region runs from base 1 to 912 and encodes 303 amino acids.